Messenger RNA from Sphaeroforma arctica JP610, 442 nucleotides. RefSeq lists its product as hypothetical. NCBI's taxonomy places the organism in Eukaryota, Ichthyosporea, Ichthyophonida. The transcript is spliced from 3 exons. The record is from RefSeq and is a predicted model, not a curated record. The annotation marks the transcript as partial.
UUUACACAGCAAAGCCCGUCGCGCGCAUAGCGGGUCGUCACUGCCUGGGUCUGAUUCGGAUCUGUCAGUGCAGUCUGCGUGUGACUUGAUUGACUUAGCUAGCGGAUCUAGGAAGAUAUCCUUAGCGGAGCCUUCUAACUUGUCUUCUGUGGGCGUCGCGUCUACUGACGAAUGGAAGGGCCUCGGCAAGGAUCUGGAGGGUGGGCCUAGCCUUACCAGCCAAAACCUAGGCAAUCUCAACAAUAACAGCGGACCCGACCGCAACGCCACCCGGUCACAGUCGAAUGUGCUUUUGAGACCUAUCCCCUCGGGGGACAUAGGAAGCCAAUCAACAACAUCUGAUGCCUCCAAUGAUUCAAAGACCAAACUCAACCCCAAAAACAACACGCUCCAAGGCGUCACAUCAGUCCCCACUCUUAGCAGCACCAUCAACUCAUCACAG